Messenger RNA from Elaeis guineensis (African oil palm), 2404 nucleotides. The record is from RefSeq and is a predicted model, not a curated record. NCBI's taxonomy places the organism in Eukaryota, Viridiplantae, Streptophyta, Magnoliopsida, Arecales, Arecaceae.
AUCAUCCGCGGAGCAGUGUACCGCUUCUCCGUCGAAACCUAGAAAGCUGCAUUCGGACAGCUUCUGGAUUCUUGGAAGCGCUCGUUCUCUGUCUCUCUGAAGCCUCGUCCGUACGUCAAUGGCGGGAAGGAGGAGAGGCCGAUGCGGUGGCGGGGUGGAGGUGCUGGAGUCGAUCUACUCGGUUGUCGCCCUCGUCCUCAUCCUCGUCGCAUGUGUCGAGCUCGGUGACGCCGCCACCGCCGUCGACGUCUACCGCCUGAUCCAGUACGAUCUAGCCGGCGUGCCUUACGGAUCUCGCUUCGGCGGCCUCAACCAUCACGCCGGCGCUUUCCCCUUUGCUCCCGGCGCCGAUUUCUCCCGCACCGUCGUCAUGAUGCCUGUCCGGGAGCUGAAUUUCACCUUCCUUCGGGAGUACAUCAUCAAUAAGCAGCAAUUAGGAGGCUUGUUAUUUUUGCUUCCUCAAAAGGUUAGCAAAAAGAUUGUUGGGGAGAUCAAGAGCAAAGAUGAUGGGCUCAUGAGAAAAAUAUUGGUUGAGUUGGAACAAUUGCUCAUACAUGCCAGCAUACCUUAUCCAGUUUAUUUUGCAUUUGAGGAUGAUAAAAUCAAUGCUUUAUUAGCUGAUGUCCGGAGAAGUGAUGCUACUGGCCAACCUGCCACAGCAACCACUGGCGGCUACAAGUUGGUUGUUUCAUCACCAGAGCCUAAAAAGUUAUCAUCUCCAACAAUAACAAACAUUCAGUUAACUUGGAUUAUAUGCCAGGGAUGGUUGCCAGGGCUGAAAGGAGAUGGAGAUACCAAUCAACUGCCAACAAUUGCUGUAGUUGCACCAUAUGAUACUUUUGGUGCUGCGCCGGCACUCUCUGUGGGAAGUGAUGGUAAUGGGAGUGGAGUUGUGGCUCUUUUAGAGAUAGCAAGACUUUUCUCACGUCUUUAUUCAAAUCCAAAGACCCGAGGAAGAUAUAACCUUCUUUUUGGGUUAACAUCCGGCGGACCUUAUAACUAUAAUGGAACUCUUAAGUGGCUAAGGAGUUUUGAUCAACGGUUACGAGAGAGCAUUGACUAUGCCAUAUGCUUGAAUAGUAUUGGUUCUUGGAACAAUGAGUUAUGGAUUCAUGUGUCCAAGCCUCCAGAAAAUGCCUACAUAAAACAAGUUCAUGAAAGUUUGUCAGAUGUUGCAAAAGAGCAAGGAGUUACCAUUGGUAUAAAGCACAAGAAGAUAAAUAUCUCAGACCCAAGAGUUGCCUGGGAGCAUGAGCAAUUUUCAAGGUUAAGAAUAACUGCUGUCACACUUUCUGAGCUUUCUGCUGCACCUGAAUUGCUCAAAAAUACAGGAGGACUUUAUGACACAAGGGAUUCAGUGGAUGAAGCUGCAGUCUACAGAAGCAUCAGAUUAAUUGCAGAGAGUCUUGCGAGGCAUAUUUAUGGAUACCAAGGCAGGAACAUUCAGAUAUUCGCAGAUAAUAGUAGUUUGGCUGUAAAUCCUUCUUAUGUUAAGUCAUGGUUGGAUCUUUUGUCACGGACACCUCGAGUGGGACCCUUUCUUUCGAAGACUGACCCAAUUAUCUCUGCAUUGAAAAAGGAAUUAUCUGAUCACACGGUUGAGGUGCAUCUGCAACAUGAGAUGAUUGAUGGGAUGUUCAGUUUUUAUGAUUCUACAAGGGCAACACUUUACAUAUAUCAGGUUGCAAGUGUUGCUUUUGAUCUUCUUUUACUUCUAGUACUGGGAUCAUAUCUAAUUCUCCUCUUCAGUUUCCUUGUUAUCACCACACGGGGCCUUGAUGAUCUAAUUAAUAUGUUCCGGCGGCCUCCAUCCCGGAAGGUCAAGGCAUCAUGAGCUUUUGUAGUUAAUUUUCCCCCAAGGACAGCAGCAAAGUCUUCGGUUAUAGCCAGCUGACAAACAUCAAGUGGAUGUUUGUGUGUUCACCUUGCCGUCCAUUUCUGUGAGGGCUUUUUGUUCUUCAUUUUUUGAGGCAAAUGUUACAAAUCCAAAUCCUUUUGAUCCCUUGGAGACUGCCCAUUGUUUUUUUUUGGCUGGAGACAAUUAUGUCAGAAAUGAGACACGGCUUGUUUGCUCGUAAGAACUAAAGCAGCACCAGAUUUCUGGAAGAUAUUGGAAGACCUUCAAUCCCUUGGCCAUAUUGUGAAAACACUUCAGAUAAGGCUUCCUCUGUUGUGUAGAAUGAAGGGCCUGUGAAUUUUGAGAUGCAAUUGACGCAGCAUAAGAUCCAUAUGGAAGUUGAUACAGAUGCUUUUUAUCUCAUGGUAGAGCAAUUGCUGCUAAUUCAGCCUGUCGGGCAAUUUCCAUUUUUAUCUCUUGAUAGGGCAAUUGCUACUAAUUCAGCCCGUAGGGCUGUUUCCAUUCGCAGUAUCUUGUGCAUUCUACAUAGCUUUAAUAAAUAGAUGA